This is a messenger RNA of Mycotypha africana, 764 nucleotides long. RefSeq lists its product as uncharacterized. The coding region runs from base 1 to 435 and encodes 144 amino acids. NCBI's taxonomy places the organism in Eukaryota, Fungi, Mucoromycota, Mucoromycetes, Mucorales, Mycotyphaceae. The transcript is spliced from 4 exons. The record is from RefSeq and is a predicted model, not a curated record.
AUGGAUACGUUUACAAGUCCACCCGCUCCAAGUAGAUGCGUAAUCUCCUCAAGGGAGGAUUCUAUUCUUUUACGGUUCGGAAAACGCAUAAGAGUUUACGAAGUCGGCGUUAAGGAUCUUGUUAUGGAUAAAACGGUUCGAACUCUCUUGUUAACCUUGGCCCAGUCCACAGUGGAUAAAAAUGCCAACGUGGUCUCCUCACUGAAGAAGGUGAAUCUUUGUCUUUUCAUGGUGCAGUUUGUCUACGAAGAGUUAUUGGUUUGUCUUAAAUUUGAGGAAAAUGGAAAAGGUGGAACUAACAGUAAACAUUUUUAUGCUCCUGUUUCUGCAUUCAUGGAUGCCUUAGAUAGAAGUGAAAUAGAGAGACUCAAUCUGGUUAUGAAUAACGCCUUGAUUCACCCUUCUAAAGAACUCAAGUUAUAUAUUCACCGUUGAGAACUGUACUUAUCUUCCAUUUACUCUCCAAUGGUCAAUCUAAUCGAUGAAUGGUGGGUAAAGAUGAAACUUAUUUAUCGUCGAAGCCGCUUAUUACCUGGAUACACUAUGUCUGUUUACGCAACAGAGGCCACAGCAAAUAAGUUAAGGGAACCUAAACAGCUGGAUCAGACAAUUUAUUGAUAGUUUCAAGAAUUGCAAAAUAGAGCUAUCAAUCUUAUAAUCAUAUAUAUGAAGGUUCCAAUGAACAUUAUUAUGAUUAGUUAUAUAAUUGAACGCUAGUAACUAUACUUGGUAUAUUGUAUUCUUAAGAUCAUUUUAAAUACGAA